GUGGAGUGACUGGAGAGAGUUCCCACCGCUCCUGCUGCCUCCCGGCGAUGGCGCCCUGGUGCCGCGCCCAGUCCCCUGCCUACCGGCUGGUACUCCCCACCUUCCAUAGCUCGCUCUGACGGUGAGAAGUGGCGUGGGUCCGAGGGAGCUGCGGGACGCAACUUCGACUGGAACCAUGCAGAGCGGCCAGACUGGUGGGACUGAUAGCGGGAGCAGGCGCUGCACCUGCUGAGAGGACUAGGAGCGGCCGGGUCCUGUGGCGCGGUUGGGGCGCGGCAGAGGCUCGCCGGCGCCUCGGCCAUGUCGCUUCUCUGUGUGCGCGUUAAAAGAGCCAAAUUCCAGGGUUCACCAGAUAAGUUUAAUACAUACGUGACUCUGAAAGUACAGAAUGUGAAGAGCACAACUGUAGCAGUUCGAGGUGACCAGCCUUGCUGGGAACAAGAUUUCAUGUUUGAGAUUAGUCGCCUGGACCUGGGUCUAAGUGUGGAGGUAUGGAACAAAGGACUUAUCUGGGACACCAUGAUGGGGACUGUGUGGAUUGCACUGAAGACUAUUCGUCAGUCAGAUGAGGAAGGGCCUGGCGAGUGGUCAACUUUGGAAGCAGAGACAUUAAUGAAAGGUGAUGAGAUCUGUGGAACUAAAAAUCCAACGCCUCAUAAAAUUUUGCUUGAUACGAGAUUUGAGUUACCAUUUGAUAUCCCAGAAGAGGAAGCCAGAUAUUGGACUUACAAAUUGGAGCAAAUCAAUUUCUUGGGGACCGACAAUGAGUAUUCUGUUCAAGAAGAAAGACAGAGGAAGCUGUUGCCCACUGCUGCCGCCCAGUGUUCCUUUGAAGACCCGGAUAGUGCUGUUGAUGACCGAGAUAGUGAUUAUCGCAGUGAGACCAGCAAUAGCAUCCCACCUCCAUACCACACGACAUCCCAGCCCAAUGCGUCUGUGCACCAGUUUCCUGUGCCGGUACAAUUGCCACAGCAACUGCUGCUUCAAGGCAGUUCUCGAGAAUCUUGCAAUGACUCUAUGCAAAGUUACGACCUCGAUUAUCCAGAGCGGCAGGCCCUCAGCCCCACCAGUAGUAGUAGGUAUGGCUCUUCCUGUAAUGUGAGUCAAGGAAGCUCUCAGCUGAGUGAACUAGACCAGUAUCAUGAACAAGAUGAUGACCAUCGGGAGAGGGACUCAAUUCAUUCCUGCCACAGCUCUGGAAGCUUCUCUAGAGAUGGCCAAGCAGGUUUUGGAGAACAAGAGAAAGUCUUGCAGGUGACAGAUGAAACAGAGAAGGGGAAAGCAUGUGAACCCAAGGAGAUUAAACAGGAUGGUACAGCCCAUUCUCUCCCACAUCUGGUGCUACACAAAGAAGACAUCUUAGGUCCCCAGGAGAGUUUUCCUGAGGAGAAUGCAUCUUCACCAUUUACCCAAGCUAGAGCACAUUGGAUCCGAGCAGUUACCAAGGUUCGACUCCAGCUACAAGAGAUUCCAGAUGAUGGUGACCCCUCUCUGCCCCAGUGGAUCCCUGAAGGGCCAGCUGGCGGUCUCUAUGGCAUUGACAGCAUGCCUGAUCUACGUAGAAAGAAGCCAUUGCCACUUGUCAGCGAUCUGUCUUUGGUCCAGUCUCGAAAGGCAGGUAUUACUUCUGCAAUGGCUACACGUACCUCUCUCAAGGAUGAAGAGCUGAAAUCCCAUGUGUAUAAGAAAACCCUGCAAGCCUUAAUCUACCCUAUCUCGUGCACCACACCCCACAAUUUUGAGGUCUGGACAGCCACUACUCCAACCUACUGCUAUGAGUGUGAGGGCCUGCUCUGGGGCAUUGCCCGGCAGGGCAUGCGGUGCAGCGAGUGUGGAGUCAAGUGCCAUGAGAAGUGCCAGGACCUGCUCAAUGCCGACUGCCUACAGCGAGCUGCAGAAAAGAGCUCUAAACAUGGCGCUGAGGACCGGACCCAAAAUAUUAUCAUGGCCAUGAAAGACCGCAUGAAGAUCAGAGAGCGGAACAAACCAGAGAUCUUCGAGGUUAUCCGGGAUGUCUUCACCGUGAGCAAAGUUGCCCAUGUGCAACAGAUGAAAACAGUGAAGCAGAGUGUGCUGGAUGGCACCUCCAAAUGGUCGGCCAAGAUUACCAUCACUGUGGUAUGUGCCCAGGGCCUACAAGCCAAGGAUAAGACAGGAUCCAGUGACCCUUAUGUGACGGUGCAAGUGGGCAAAACCAAGAAGCGUACCAAAACUAUUUUUGGAAACUUGAAUCCUGUUUGGGAGGAGAAGUUCCAUUUUGAGUGCCACAACUCCUCUGACCGCAUUAAAGUACGCGUAUGGGAUGAAGAUGAUGAUAUUAAGUCCAGAGUAAAGCAACGGCUAAAGCGAGAGUCAGAUGAUUUUCUUGGCCAAAGUAUCAUUGAGGUUCGGACACUGAGUGGCGAGAUGGACGUCUGGUACAACCUGGAGAAAAGGACAGACAAGUCAGCUGUCUCCGGGGCUAUACGACUACAAAUCAAUGUGGAGAUCAAGGGAGAAGAGAAGGUAGCCCCAUACCAUGUGCAGUAUACAUGUCUGCAUGAGAACCUUUUUCAUUACCUCACAGAUAUUCACGGCAGUGGAGGAGUUCGGAUCCCUGACGCUCGAGGAGAUGAUGCAUGGAAGGUGUACUUUGAUGAGACAGCCCAAGAAAUUGUGGAUGAAUUUGCCAUGCGCUAUGGCAUUGAGUCUAUAUAUCAGGCCAUGACGCACUUUGCAUGUCUGUCCUCCAAGUACAUGUGUCCUGGAGUGCCAGCAGUGAUGAGCACCUUACUGGCCAACAUCAAUGCUUAUUAUGCCCAUACAACUGCGUCUACCAAUGUCUCUGCAUCUGAUCGCUUCGCAGCAUCCAACUUUGGGAAAGAAAGAUUUGUAAAACUGCUGGACCAGCUACACAACUCACUGAGAAUCGACCUCUCCACAUACAGGAAUAAUUUCCCUGCUGGGAGCCCUGACCGGCUUCUGGACUUGAAAUCCACAGUGGAUUUGCUGACCAGCAUUACUUUCUUCAGAAUGAAGGUGCAAGAACUGCAGAGUCCUCCAAGAGCCAGCCAGGUGGUAAAGGAUUGUGUGAAGGCCUGUUUGAAUUCCACAUAUGAGUAUAUCUUCAACAACUGCCAUGACUUGUACAAUCGCCAGUACCAGCUGAAGCAGGAGCUACCUCCCGAGGAACAAGGGCCCAGUAUUCGGAACUUGGAUUUCUGGCCCAAGCUCAUCACACUUAUUGUGUCAAUCAUAGAGGAAGACAAGAAUUCCUACACACCUGUUCUCAACCAGUUUCCUCAGGAACUGAAUGUGGGAAAAGUCAGCGCAGAAGUGAUGUGGUACCUGUUUGCUCAAGACAUGAAAUAUGCACUGGAGGAGCAUGAGAAAGACCGACUUUGUAAGAGUGCUGACUACAUGAACCUGCAUUUCAAAGUGAAGUGGCUUCACAAUGAAUACGUACGGGAUUUGCCUGCCCUCCAGGGGCAGGUGCCUGAGUACCCAACUUGGUUUGAGCAGUUUGUACUACAGUGGCUGAAUGAGAAUGAGGAUGUAUCCCUGGAAUUUCUACGCGGGGCCCUGGAACGAGAUAAGAAAGAUGGUUUCCAGCAGACGUCAGAGCAUGCCCUCUUUUCCUGCUCUGUGGUGGAUGUCUUCACACAACUCAACCAAAGCUUUGAGAUCAUCCGGAAGUUGGAAUGCCCAGACCUUAACAUCCUUGCUCACUAUAUGAGAAGAUUUGCUAAGACCAUUGGGAAGGUGCUGAUGCAGUAUGCAGACAUUUUAUCAAAAGACUUCCCAGCUUAUUGCACCAAGGAGAGGCUGCCCUGCAUCCUGAUGAACAACAUGCAGCAACUGAGAGUCCAGCUGGAGAAAAUGUUCGAAGCCAUGGGAGGCAAGGAGUUGGACCCUGACGCUGCAGACAGUCUGAAGGAACUUCAGGUGAAACUGAAUACAGUUCUGGAUGAGCUCAGCAUGGUGUUUGGAAACAGUUUCCAGGUGCGGAUUGAUGAGUGUGUUCGACAAAUGGCUGACAUCCUGGGCCAGGUUCGGGGCCCAGGGAAUGCAUCUCCCAACGCUAGGGCCUCAGUGGCUCAGGAUGCAGAUAGUGUGCUCCGGCCUCUUAUGGACUUCCUGGAUGGCAACCUGACACUCUUUGCCACUGUGUGUGAGAAGACAGUUCUGAAGCGUGUACUGAAGGAACUCUGGCGCGUCGUAAUGAACACAAUGGAAAGAAUGAUUGUUUUACCCCCACUCACUGAUCAGACGGGUACUCCGCUGAUCUUCACUGCUGCCAAGGAGCUGAGCCAGCUUUCCAAACUCAAGGACCACAUGGUGCGAGAGGAAACACGGAGUCUCACUCCCAAGCAGUGUGCUGUUCUUGACCUUGCUCUGGACACCAUCAAGCAAUACUUCCACGCAGGAGGCAAUGGACUGAAGAAAACCUUCUUGGAAAAGAGCCCAGAUCUACAGUCGCUACGCUAUGCCCUGUCUCUGUACACACAGACCACAGACACACUCAUCAAGACUUUUGUGCGUUCCCAGACAGCCCAGGGAUCUGGUGUGGAUGAUCCUGUGGGAGAAGUCUCCAUUCAGGUGGACUUGUUUACACACCCUGGUACUGGGGAGCACAAGGUUACAGUGAAAGUGGUAGCUGCUAAUAACCUUAAGUGGCAGACAGCGGGUAUGUUCCGGCCCUUUGUAGAAGUGACCAUGGUUGGCCCACACCAAAGUGAUAAGAAGAGGAAGUUCACAACGAAGUCCAAAAGCAACAACUGGACCCCCAAGUACAAUGAGACAUUUCACUUCCUCCUGGGAAAUGAAGAGGGGCCUGAGGCCUAUGAGUUGCAGAUAUGUGUGAAGGAUUACUGCUUUGCCCGAGAGGAUCGAGUGUUGGGGCUGGCUGUGAUGCCUCUGAGGGAUGUGACAGCCAAGGGCAGCUGUGCCUGCUGGUGCCCCUUGGGACGGAAGAUCCACAUGGAUGAAACAGGCAUGACCAUUCUUCGGAUUCUGUCUCAGAGAAGCAAUGAUGAGGUGGCCCGAGAGUUUGUAAAGCUCAAAUCGGAGUCACGUUCCAUAGAAGAAGGGAGCUGACCACCUUUAAUCCCCUGUGCCAACCAGGCAGCACCACUUCUACAAAUCAGAGCCAAUGAGAGUUAGCUAUGUAGCCAGCUUAGGGUCCUCAUAGUCAAGAGGCUGGCAACUUCAGUUAAGGUGAUUUAGGUAAAAAAUCUGGGUGACGGUAUGGUGUUUCACAGAAAGGGCCAUGAAUCCUGACCAACGGGCCUGUGGUGCUAGGAGCUGGGUGUGGGGUUACCACAUAGGGAGAUUUCUCAUAGAGAGAUGAACACAGUCUUGAGAGUGUCAGUUGUUCUUGGUAGACAACCCUCCACCCCACGCCCCAUCUCUAACCAUUCACCCUACCUUAUCCAGUUAGAUGCAUACGUGCUAAUCACUAGAAGAACAAGUUGGUAAGUCCUGGAGCUUGUGCUUGGCUGAGUGGAUAGUCAGAUGAGCCGACAGUUAUCACUUGAGCCCUGUAGUCUACAGUGGGGUGUGGCCAGGGCUGGAACACAUGAAUAGAAUUCAUACUAUCCCUUGAGCAGAGUCCACUGGUUUUGUGUGGCUCUAGUGAGAACAAGGCUUUGAAACUGAACAAUAUGCCUUCCAGAAAUGAGUUGUGCUAACCCAUAUCCCAGAUUAUAUCUGUCAUGAGUAGAAGUAGGUUCACAUGGUGCUUUAGAGACCUCAGCAGAAUAUUUGUUGGAACCCACACAGUGGAGCCACCUGCAUAGGAGCUACCUACCUCACUCCUGUAUGGCAGAGGAGUGAUACUUCAGGAUGUAGGAGGCUCUUCUUACAUGUAUGGACCUGAAAGGGCCAGAAGAGAGGGCUGUAUUUCUUUCUUUGAUAAGGCCCUGAACAAAGCCAAAAACUGUGGAAACCAGUCUAGAAAGAGUCCCCCUCAACUUAUGGCCUCUGCCUUUUGACUGUCCUCCACCUUUGGACUCUCUCCUUUUCAUCUGGGUCAGCUGCUGUUCCCUUCACAGCCCUACAAAAGGAGCUUGGAAUCUGGCUCUUUUUGUGCAGGAUGGAUGGAGGGAGCCUCAACAUUCCCUGGAAGGUCAGAGAAAAACUCUGUCAGGGGUUGUAUGAACUUCCCAGGCCCUUGCUCAGAGAUGUGACACAGUCUUUGAAUUUCCUCCACAAGCAGCCUCCUGGACUUCCUGAGGAAAUCAACAUUGUCCACAGCUGUACUGGCCAUUACAUGAAACAAGAAACCAAGCAUCUUUGCUAUUGUUAAAUUAUUGUAUGUGCCAUGUUACAGGAGAUUAUAGGCUAGUCUGUAAUAAAUUAU
This is a messenger RNA of Chrysochloris asiatica (Cape golden mole), 6340 nucleotides long. RefSeq names its product unc-13 homolog B (C. elegans) (gene UNC13B). The transcript has 39 exons. The record is from RefSeq and is a predicted model, not a curated record. Gene Ontology annotation, molecular function: phospholipid binding; syntaxin-1 binding; calmodulin binding. NCBI's taxonomy places the organism in Eukaryota, Metazoa, Chordata, Mammalia, Afrosoricida, Chrysochloridae. Gene Ontology annotation, biological process: synaptic vesicle priming; dense core granule priming; synaptic transmission, glutamatergic. Gene Ontology annotation, cellular component: presynaptic membrane; synaptic vesicle membrane; plasma membrane. Bases 301 to 5076 code for a protein of 1591 amino acids.